GAAGAAGGCGCUGUCUUUCCCCACGUACCCUGGGGAGUUUUUGCACCCGGUCGUGUAUGCCUGCACGGCGGUCAUGUUGCUCUGCCUCUUCGCCUCCAUCAUCACCUACAUCGUGCACCACAGUGCGAUCCGCAUCAGUCGGAAAGGAUGGCAUAUGCUCCUCAACUUCUGUUUCCACACGGCUCUGACCUUCGCUGUGUUUGCCGGCGGCAUCAAUCGAAUCAAAUACCCCAUCAUUUGUCAAGCAGUUGGGGUCGUGCUGCACUACUCGUCUUUGUCGACCAUGCUGUGGCUGGGGGUGACAGCCCGGAACAUUUAUAAACAGGUGACAAAGAAGCCGCCGCAGAGCCAAGAUGGUGACCCGCCCCCGCCCCUAAAGCAGCCCCUACUGAGAUUUUAUUUAGUCAGCGGUGGUGUGCCCCUCAUCAUCUGCGGGGUCACGGCAGCCGUCAAUAUAGACAACUAUGGCAGCGGGGAGCAAGCGCCGUACUGCUGGAUGGCGUGGGAGCCCAGUCUGGGGGCCUUCUUCGGUCCCGUGGUUAUCGUCCUGGUCACAUGCAUCUACUUCCUCUGUACCUUCAUCCAGCUGCGACGCCAUCCGAGAAAGUACGAGCUCAAGCAGCUGACGGAGGAGCAGCAGAGGUUAGCCUCCGUCGACGUGCCCACCCACUGCCACCAGGGAGCCGAGCCCGGGGCCCUGACGGCGCCCCCCAGUGGAAGCCAUUGCCCGGCCGGCUGCCCCGGCAUCCCCAUCAACCCCGCGCUGCUGGCCAACGAGCACUCCUUCAAGGCUCAGUUACGCACGGCGGCCUUCACCCUCUUCCUGUUCUUGGCUAUGACUUUCGGGGCUCUGGCGGUGUCGCAGGGCCACUUCCUGGACAUGAUCUUCAGCUGCCUGUACGGUGCCUUCUCCGUCACCCUCGGCCUCUUCAUCCUCAUCCACCACUGCGCCAAGCGGGAUGACGUCUGGCACUGCUGGUGUUCGUGUUGUCCCGGUCGGCGCGCCAACGCCUGCUCCGCGGCCCACGGGCCCGCUCCGGUUCGGCCGAAGGUCAACGUGAACGGCGACACCCCGGGGCAUAGCCAGUGUCACAGCCACUGCCACCAUGACUCACCCUGUCAGAGCAAAGCGCUGAUGAGCUGCAGUCACGGUCACUGUAAACACGCCGCCCUUCCGUCCUCACAAAACCACGUGACGUGUCUGGCGCCGGUGACGCCGUGCUGCGCCGCGCUGCAUAGCCAGCAGCUGAUGGAGGAGGAGCCUGGGGCCACGCACGUGCUGCUUCACGCCGACCCAGAGGGUUACCGGCCGGGGAUCCAGCUGCACCCCUGCCUUAAGAGCAGCACCAGGACUAAAGGCCGUCAUUUCAGCCGCCGGGGUGGCGCCGGUGCUUGUGGAGCCGGAGGCGAGAGGGAGUACGCUUAUCACAUCUCCUCCAGUGGCGACGGAGGCAGCGUGCACAGCUCACACACUGACAGCCCCCACAGCACACAUGAGCGCCACACCCACAUCUGCCCGCAUUUGGCCCACGAAGGCCACCAUGACGGGCAUCACACAUGCCAUGCUGCUACCACGCACGAGGCCCUGGCCUGCCAUAACCCGUGCCACAGGCAUAUCUGCUGCGCUAAGGCAGACCUUUUCCCCUCGCUGUGCCCGGCAGAGGCCGGCGACACGGGCGUCUUCCUGUGCGGCUGCGGCAAAGUGGCUGAGGAGGACCCCAUAGCGACACAUCACCACCUGGAGAUGCACGCCCCGCGCAGACAAUCGUACCCCCAGAAUCCGCCCAAUCAGAACGGGAUUCUAAAAGGGGGCCCUGCAUGA
This is a messenger RNA of Sphaeramia orbicularis (orbiculate cardinalfish), 1822 nucleotides long. Its product is annotated as adhesion G protein-coupled receptor A1-like. Gene Ontology annotation, cellular component: glutamatergic synapse; plasma membrane; postsynaptic density. Gene Ontology annotation, biological process: G protein-coupled receptor signaling pathway; cell surface receptor signaling pathway. Lineage: Eukaryota; Metazoa; Chordata; Actinopteri; Kurtiformes; Apogonidae. The record is from RefSeq and is a predicted model, not a curated record. Gene Ontology annotation, molecular function: G protein-coupled receptor activity.